This is a messenger RNA of Sarcophilus harrisii (Tasmanian devil), 2830 nucleotides long. It is a transcript of the gene TRAM1, whose product is annotated as translocation associated membrane protein 1. Gene Ontology annotation, biological process: SRP-dependent cotranslational protein targeting to membrane, translocation; protein insertion into ER membrane. The transcript has 11 exons. NCBI's taxonomy places the organism in Eukaryota, Metazoa, Chordata, Mammalia, Dasyuromorphia, Dasyuridae. Gene Ontology annotation, cellular component: endoplasmic reticulum membrane. Bases 119 to 1243 code for a protein of 374 amino acids. The record is from RefSeq and is a predicted model, not a curated record.
GCGGCAGCGUCUGGCCCGGGAAGACGAGCGAAGCAGGAGCAUCAGCAGCAGCGGCGGCGCAGGAGGAGGAGAAGACAGGAGGGGGAAGGCCAGCACAGGACAAGGACCGGCCUUCGCCAUGGCCAUCCGCAAGAAGAGCACUAAGAACCCUCCCGUCCUGAGCCAUGAAUUCAUCCUGCAGAAUCACGCCGACAUCGUCUCUUGCGUAGCGAUGGUCUUUCUGGUGGGGCUCAUGUUCGAGAUUACAACAAAAGCAGCAGUUAUUUUUGUUACUCUUCAAUACAAUGUUACCAUUCCAGCUACAGAAGACCGUGCAACAGAAACGCUCUCUUUCUAUUACUAUGGCAUCAAAGAUUUGGCUACAGUUUUCUUCUAUAUGCUUGUAGCAAUAAUUAUUCAUGCAAUAAUUCAGGAAUAUGUCUUGGAUAAAAUUAAUAGGCGAAUGCACUUCUCUAAAACGAAACAUAGCAAGUUUAAUGAAUCUGGUCAACUUAGUGCAUUCUACCUUUUUUCUUGUAUUUGGGGCACAAGCAUUCUAGUAUCUGAGAACUUCAUCUCAGAUCCAUCUAUUCUGUGGAAAUCCUACCCCCUUACCUUGAUGACAUUUCAAAUGAAGUUUUUCUACAUAUCACAGCUGGCUUACUGGUUUCAUGCUUUUCCUGAGCUCUACUUCCAGAAAACCAAAAAAGAAGAUAUUCCACGACAACUUGUCUAUAUUGGUCUUUAUCUCUUUCACAUUGGUGGAGCUUAUCUUUUGAACUUGAACCAUCUGGGACUUGUUCUUUUGGUGCUGCAUUAUUUUGUUGAGUUUCUGUUCCAUAUUUCCAGACUGUUUUAUUUUAGUGAUGAAAAAUAUCAGAAAGGAUUUUCUUUGUGGGCAGUUUUAUUUGUUUUGGGAAGACUUCUGACUUUGAUUCUCUCUGUAUUAACUGUUGGCUUUGGCCUAGCAAGAGCAGAAAAUCAGAAGCUGGAUUUCAGUACUGGAAACUUCAAUGUGUUGCCUGUCAGAAUUGCUGUUCUUGCAUCAAUUUGUAUCACUCAAGCAUUUAUGAUGUGGAAGUUCAUUAAUUUCCAGCUUCGAAGAUGGAGGGAACAUUCUUAUUCUCAGCCUCAGAUUGUAAAAAAGAAGUCUACAGUAACUAAAGGCAGGUCUUCUAGAAAAGAAAAAGAAAAUGGUGUAAAUGGAACAGUAACUUCAAAUGGAGCUGACUCCCCUCGUAACAGGAAAGAGAAAUCCUCAUAAGUGAAUUUUAUCAAAUUAAAUGACUAAUGUCCCCAAAGAAAUCUGCUUUUUACAAUAAGGAGUUCUUCAGCACUAGACAUCAUUCUGAUCCUAAAAAUACAGUUCCUGCUCUUUGAUUCUUGCUAUUCUUAUAUGAUUUCAUUCAUCUUUUUUUUAUGGGCAGUUUCGGGGGAGGGUGAUUUCUGUAAGGGAGAGAAACAUUUUGGCUUAGACUAUAAGCUACUUAUCUUCAGAUAAUUAAGGGACCAUCACUUUCUGUUUGUUUUUGUCUUUUUUAAACUUUUUGUAAUAAUUUGGGAUAAUUAGUUAUUUAAAUUUCACAUAUUAAAGAUUAGUGAUUCAUUGUAAUGUUCCCACCUAUUUUUUAUGAGUUUGGCAAAUAGCCAGUUCCAACAAAAUCUUUUUUUUUUUUUCAGUUCUAUUUCAAGAUCAAUAUGAAAGUAGCAUAAAAUUGCAAGUCAAAUUUUAAAUAUGUUUUAGUCUCUUGACUUUUAGGAGUUUUGUUUUUAGUAGAAUUACAACUGGAAACCUGAAUUAUCAAAACCAUCAACAUAAUUGUGUGCUUUAUUUUGUAGCUAGUGGUUGUCAGUGCUGCAUACUGAUAGUUGGAAAAAAGAAAGACACAGCUAUUCAUUGGAUGAAGUAUUUCAAAGGCAUAUUGCCUAUAAUGAAUUGAAAUUUCUUGUAUAAAUAUGAAAAUACUCAUAAAAGAGUCUUUUAAAGUGUAUCAAAAAUACAGACUGGAAAAUAGAAUAUCAAGUGUACACUGUAGAAAGCAAAAUCAGACUUAUGUGGCCCUUUUAAUAAGUUUAUCAAAAAUUAUUCUUAGUAGGGCUUGUCUUAAGUUCAGUGUGUACAAUACCCUAGAGCAAUGCUUUUUUUUUUUUGGUGUGCAAAACCUUUUUGGAAAAUAACGCUGUCUAUUUGAUCAAUAUAUUUGAACAGAAUGUCAUAUUUACAUCUAGAAUAUGUACUAUGUGCACUAAUUCAAAAAGGAAUAGAAAGUUCAGGUGGAUGAGCAGUCUUGUGAAAGACAAUGCUUUAUGUUAUAACUAGCUUUGGUUCCAUCAUUAAUUGAGAAACAUUUAUCUGUAUAAAACAUAUUUUUGGAUAAAAUAUAUAUAUAUAUAUAUUUGUAUCUUUACAGAAAGGCUAUAAAAGCAUUUGAGUAAAAUAUUUGGUUCCCUUUUCUAUAAUCAUCCUUUGAAAUCCUUAUAACUAUUUGAUUUGUCUUUGUCUUUCCCAUUCAUAUAUUGUUCCUUCAGUGUUCAUAUCUUGUCCCUGUUUCUUACUUUUAUCAAAAAAAAAAGUUAAAUGUUUGUGCCUUUUUUGUGUAAUGUUUGCAGACAAAAAAAUAUGCUUUCAUUCCCUGACCACCCUGUUAUGAGGUCUGCAGUUGAAGCGGCCGUGCUGCUAAUAAUGUCAUGCUUUCAAUUCUUCACAGCUAUUGACCCACUUCUAGGAAAGGGGUCGUCCUUUGUAGCAUUAUGGAGUUUAGGGGAACUAGAUUGUUCCAUUUAAACUGUCAUCAGGUUGAACUAUACCUUGAGAAGCCCAGUCAAAAUAAAGACAUUUUUACUUUCACAA